Messenger RNA from Strongylus vulgaris, 612 nucleotides. NCBI's taxonomy places the organism in Eukaryota, Metazoa, Nematoda, Chromadorea, Rhabditida, Strongylidae. The record is from the annotation of a GenBank genome assembly.
AUGGGUGCUACAGACAGCCGAAAUAGUGCCAGUGGAAUUAUGGCCGGAAUUCCUGGAUCAUCGCUUGUCGUUCUACUGCACAAUAUUUACAUUACUCACUUGGUUACGGUAGCACGUAAUAAACUGUAUCGGUGCCUGGAUAAUACCUUCAUGGAUUCUCAUAGAACCCUCAUGCAAAAUAAUAAAAUUUCAUUUUGUGAUUAUAGUCCAACAAGUAUGGAAGUUGGCUUGGUGUCGAUGUUGAAGGAUUUAACCCAAAUGAAAUUUGUUCAAAAUGAAGCUGUUCUAGGUGCCCUCUGUGGGAAUCCAUCAGAAAGACGCAAGCAACGCCGGAUUCGAACAACUUUUACCUCAGGUCAGCUGAAAGAGUUGGAGCGAAGUUUUAUGGAAAGUCAUUACCCCGACAUCUAUACAAGGGAGGAUAUCGCAAUGAGGAUUGAUCUCACUGAGGCUAGAGUACAGGUAUGGUUUCAAAAUCGACGAGCGAAAUACCGUAAGCAGGAAAAACAACGGCGAGCCAAGGAAGAUGGAGAAGACGCCGAGAAGAAAUCCGAAGUGGACGAGAAAAUCAGCACAAAUGAAACGACGUUGUCCGAUCUUGUCGACCAAUGA